Branchiostoma belcheri (Belcher's lancelet) is the source of this 1059-nucleotide messenger RNA. Its product is annotated as protein CLN8-like. NCBI's taxonomy places the organism in Eukaryota, Metazoa, Chordata, Leptocardii, Amphioxiformes, Branchiostomatidae. The transcript is spliced from 4 exons. The coding region runs from base 106 to 972 and encodes 288 amino acids. Gene Ontology annotation, biological process: lipid homeostasis. Gene Ontology annotation, cellular component: membrane; endoplasmic reticulum. The record is from RefSeq and is a predicted model, not a curated record.
CUUCUCAGAAGAAAACUGACCUUUGGAGUCUGUGAAAGAACGGUGACUAUAAGACUUUACCAAAGUGUUGCCGCGUUGCUUCGUUCAAACAACGUUUAAUAUAGCAUGGGUCUAGUCGAAGCUAUCUACCCCGCCCUCGGGACCGUAGACUACAAACAGCCGCUAACCAAGCUGGUCUUCAUCGGCGGUUCUCUGCUGUUCUUCACCGCCGUGUUUGUGGUCUGUGCCCUGGGGAGCUACGGGAUAAAAACCUACAGGAACUUACGAUCACGAGAAAAGGUGUUUUGGAAUUUGGCAGUUGUCCGUGCUCUGUAUGGAGUCUUCUGUACGGUGAUGGGGAGUUGGGCAAUCUUUUGGGACGAGGUUGCGGUCCAAGAUGUCGUCCAUGCUACCACACCGACAGGUUUCGUCACAAUCUACGUCACAGUCGGCUUCUUUCUCUUCGAGACUCUGGCCUCCACGACCUCUGACCUCAUGUUCGGAAAGUUCAACCCUCUUCUCAACGCCCACCAUCUUGUUUCACUGCUAGGUCAUAGCCUUGUUGCCUACUACGGCUGUUUUCACUAUCUUGGCGUUGGUGGUUUGAUUCUCGAAAUGAGUACGCCAUUUUCGGCAUUGUGUUGGGUGCUGCUAAAAACCGGGUUGGCCGAAUCCAUGCUCUGGAAAAUCAACCAGAUGAUUCUAGUUCACACCUUCCACCUGCGUUCUGUAGUAGAGUGCUUCUUGUGGUAUCAGACAUACAAACACUGGGGCAAAAUGUGGCACGAAACGCCCUUCCCCCUCCUAUCAGUAUUCUUAGGGGGUCUGUUCAUGUUUUCGUUUGUGAUGACGCCAUAUUGGUGUUACAAAAAGACGGCCCAACUCUUUAAUCCUAUUGAUUGGAAUUUCAGUGACAGUCGAAAGCAUGGACAGACCAACGGAUACGCUGUGAAUGUUACAAAUGGCAAUGUCCGCUCCAAAAAGAGCAUGUGAGAUAUGUUAGCAAUGACCUACCCUAAAAACAUAGGAUUGGCCACCAAUUAACUGAAAUAAAUUUGAAAGAAUCGGACUGUAGAGAGA